AUGAAAGAGUCUAAAUCCGAAAAUAUCUCCGAAAAUGUAGUAUGUUGGCUGUGUAAUUCUUAUUUAAUCGAUGCGGUCUCACUAAGCGAAUGCAUGCAUUCUUAUUGCCGUUCAUGUUUGCUGCAAAGUCUGGACAAAGGUGGAGGAACAUUUCGUUGUCUGAAAUGCGACCGCCCAAUUGCGAGGGAUCUUUCAGAAGCUUUUGCACGUGAUAAUACGAUCCAGAAUCUAGUGUACAAAUCAGCCCCGGAUGUCUUUUGGCAGGAAUUAAAGCAGCGCGGUGAAUAUCUCAAAAAACGGGCUGUUCCGUCGGAUGAAAAGGCUCUCAUUCUUGAUAAGAAGCUUGUUCAACUUGCAUCAGAAUUAUGCGCUCCAAACGAGGUGGUUUCCCUGUGUUUAGAAUAUAUCUCACCAGGGUUGCCAGAUAAUGAAGAGGAAGAGAGCGAGGUGAAGGAGGCGAAGCAGGUCGAUGAGAACAAACCAUCAACGGUUGCUGAUGCUGACCGCUGGGAGAAACAAGAGGCGCAGAUGACUUCCUUCAGGAGGUUAUUUUUGAUUUAUUCUUCUAAAGUGGAUAAUCGAUAA
This is a messenger RNA of Gongylonema pulchrum, 585 nucleotides long. The record is from the annotation of a GenBank genome assembly. NCBI's taxonomy places the organism in Eukaryota, Metazoa, Nematoda, Chromadorea, Rhabditida, Gongylonematidae.